Messenger RNA from Spizellomyces punctatus DAOM BR117, 1903 nucleotides. RefSeq names its product multidrug resistance protein. Gene Ontology annotation, biological process: transmembrane transport. The record is from RefSeq and is a predicted model, not a curated record. NCBI's taxonomy places the organism in Eukaryota, Fungi, Chytridiomycota, Chytridiomycetes, Spizellomycetales, Spizellomycetaceae. The transcript has 4 exons. The coding region runs from base 401 to 1840 and encodes 479 amino acids. Gene Ontology annotation, molecular function: transmembrane transporter activity.
CAAUGUUCAAACUAUUGGUCGGCCGUCGUGGAAUCCUCCUCGCCGAGACGGAAACUCCCUACAGCCGGUUUAACACUUACCAAGUAGAAGUGUUCCUUGUUUAAUUUCACAAGUAAUUUCUCUAAAAGCAACACGGCGCGACAGUUAAUUGGGAAGUUUACAUUUGCCGAAACAUUUUCAUUUGGGAUUUUUGUCUUUUUUUAAACUGCUUUUGCAAUGAAACUGGUGCCGUGGAAAGAAACCCGGGAAAUGAUGAAGGAUCUGUUACGAGCAUCUCUAGGAGAUUGAAGAGCUUUCAACCAGUACGCACUUGAACGUUGUCACUUGGAGCAUACGCUAGCGACAGAGAAAACCACACUUUUAUACCAUUCCAUUUGUCUUGCUUGCCUUGUCCAUCAUCAUGACUGAAGGAACAACCUCGACAAAAUCUUCUGACGCUAGUUCAACGCAGCUGGAACUGCCCAUGUCGGAUGCAGAGCGAUCAGAGACCGGGAAAUCUCCAUCUGGAUGUGACAUUACAAUCACAGAAACUGUCAUAAUGGACAAGGUAUACUCGACUCGAGAACGAUACACGAUUCUCUCUAUUGUUGCCCUUUCUGGGAUGAUGUCUCCCAUAAAUACUACGAUCAUGUACCCUGCUCUUCCUUCCAUGGCCCGCGACUUUCACACAUCAACCAAUACCAUCAAUCUCACCAUCGCGGUCUUUAUGUUCUGUAUAGCCCUGUUUCCUCUCGGAUGGGGAACAGUGUCAGAUCUUUUAGGUCGGCGCUAUGUGUAUCUCUCAUCGCUUACUUUGUACACAAUCGCAUCGCUAUGUCUGGGCUUUGCGCGAGAUAUCCCUACUCUGCUCCUUCUGCGUGUCUUGCAAGCAGCGGGAAGCAGUUCCGUCUUGUCUGUUGGAGCUGGGACAAUUGCCGAUGUUUUCAAAGGCCCAGAGCGAGGGAAGGCUAUGGGAUUGUUUUAUCUGGGUCCGUUAUUUGGGCCUGUCUUGGGACCUGUGCUGGGUGGAGUGAUACAUGAUUAUGUGGGAGGAUGGCCAAGUAUUUUUUGGUUUUUGAGCAUUUUGGGUGGAAUUGUUGUGAUUGCGGUUUGGUUUUGGCUGCCCGAAACUAUGCCAAGACGGCAGGCUCAUGGGGAUGGAUCUGCGGAGAAAAAGGGGGCAUUGUACAUGCUGUCAAAGUGCAACCCGCUGCAGCCGGUAACAUAUUUCAAGUUUCCGGUGACCAUUGUGACAACACUUUACACAUCAGUUGUCUUUGCAACCAUUUAUUUCAUCAACUUGUCCCUCGAAGUGGCAUUUGAAGAGAAAUACCAUCUAUCCCCAUUCACUAUUGGGCUCACAUAUCUCGGUUUCGGAGCGGGAAGUAUCAUUGGGUCGACGACUGGUGGACGGUUGGCAGAUAUAUUCACCGCCAGAUCUCCUGGUUGCCCCCAAAUGCGAUUAAAGAGUUCACUUAUUGGCGCGGCGGUUUAUCCUAUUGGAGUAUUUGGGUACGGUAUAAGUGUCUAUUACAAAACGAAUUUGGCCAUUCCGAUUCUCAGCCAUGUUCUUGUCGGAUUUGGUAUGACAUUUUCAUAUACCGGGAUAGCAACCUACCUCGUCGAUAUCUUUCCCGGACACUCUGCCCGAGUUAUUGCAGCCCAGAAUCUGAUCCGAUAUGGUGCCGGGGGACUAGCGUCCAUUAUUGUUCUCCCUAUUUUGGAUCACACGACAUACCUUGUCAUGUUUACCAUUCUGGCGGCCAUCAAUCUUCUUGCUGCUUCUUGCAUUCUGUGGACUAUCAUACGAGGGCCUGUGUGGCAGGAGGAUGUCAAACAGCGGUUGCUGGAUGUAAAUUGAUGUAAAUGGACGAGGGUCCUGUAUUUAUAUUUUAAUUUAUUAAAUUAUACAUGUUUCGAUCUG